Molecule: messenger RNA, 273 nt
Organism: Thelazia callipaeda (thelaziosis nematode)
Lineage: Eukaryota; Metazoa; Nematoda; Chromadorea; Rhabditida; Thelaziidae
Source: the annotation of a GenBank genome assembly
AUGGCUAUACCAACCGAACGAUUCCAUGUCCUUUCACAGCUUGAUCACUUACAGUCGAAAUAUACUGGUACGGGUCACGCCGAUACUACGCGAUGGGAAUGGCUUGUCAAUCAACAUCGUGACACAUAUGCUUCUAUGAUAGGUCAUCCUGACCAUCUAAGCUUGAUAGCAGUAUGUGAAAACGAAUCACGUGCUAGAGUUCGAUUUAAUUUACUAAAUCAGAUGGUUGCACCUUGUGGGCCGCCACCAGAAAAAUCUGCUCUUGAUGACUGA